CCAUAUUGCUUCCGGACCAUCCUUUUGCUUCCCAUCCCCAUCCCCCUUUGCCUCCUCACGCUGUUUCCCCUCCCCCGCCGUCUCUCCCUUCAGUUUGCGUGGGUUUUGGCGAGGCGGAGCCCUGGAGUAAAACCUGGGGUCGGUGUUGUGAGACCCGGCCCUUGCGGUUGGGAGCCGGAGCUGUGGGGCGGGCUGACUGAGACUCCAGGGCCUGGUGCAGCCGAGAACCCCUCCCCUGUGCAGCUGCCCUGUCGCAUGGUCCUAGGAGUUUUUAAAAGCCAACUUUCUACAGGAAAGCAAAACUCCGGCGAAAGCAUGUCCUCCCUCCCUGGGUGCAUGAGUUUGGCUGCAGCGCCAGCUGCGGCGGACUCUGCAGAGAUUGCUGAGCUGCAGCAGGCAGUGGUUGAAGAGCUGGGUAUCUCUAUGGAGGAACUUCGUCAGUUCAUCGAUGAAGAACUGGAAAAGAUGGACUGUAUACAGCAGCGCAAGAAGCAGCUGGCAGAGCUGGAGACGUGGGUGCUGCAGAAGGAGUCUGAGGUGGCUUAUGUUGAUCGGCUGUUUGAUGAUGCAUCUAGGGAAGUGACUAAUUGUGAGUCUUUGGUGAAGGAUUUCUACUCUAAGCUGGGAUUACAGUAUCAUGACAGUAGCUCUGACGAUGAAGCUUCCCAGCCUACAGAGAUAAUCGAGAUUCCUGAUGAAGAUGAUGAUGUCCUCAGUAUUGAUUCAGGUGAUGCUGGGAGCAGAACGCCAAAAGAUCAGAAGCUUCGUGAAGCUAUGGCUGCCUUAAGAAAAUCAGCUCAAGAUGUCCAGAAGUUCAUGGAUGCUGUGAAUAAGAAAAGCAGUUCUCAAGAUCUACAUAAAGGAACCUUGGGUCAGGUGUCUGGAGAACUGAGCAAAGAUGGGGACCUGAUAGUCAGCAUGCGGAUUCUGGGCAAGAAGAGGACUAAGACGUGGCACAAAGGCACCCUCAUUGCCAUCCAGACUGUCGGGCUAGGAAAGAAAUACAAAGUGAAAUUUGACAACAAAGGAAAGAGUCUGCUGUCUGGGAACCAUAUUGCCUAUGAUUACCACCCUCCUGCUGACAAGCUGUUUGUGGGCAGUCGAGUGGUGGCCAAAUACAAAGAUGGAAAUCAGGUCUGGCUUUAUGCUGGCAUUGUAGCUGAGACCCCUAACGUCAAGAACAAGCUCAGAUUUUUAAUUUUUUUUGAUGAUGGCUAUGCUUCCUAUGUCACUCAGUCCGAGCUGUAUCCCAUUUGCCGACCAUUGAAAAAGACUUGGGAGGACAUAGAAGACAGCUCCUGCCGAGACUUCAUAGAAGAAUAUAUCACUGCCUAUCCAAACCGCCCAAUGGUACUUCUCAAGAGUGGCCAGCUUAUUAAGACUGAGUGGGAAGGCACAUGGUGGAAGUCUCGAGUUGAAGAGGUUGAUGGCAGCCUAGUCAGGAUCCUCUUUCUGGAUGACAAAAGAUGUGAGUGGAUCUAUCGAGGCUCUACACGCCUGGAACCUAUGUUCAGUAUGAAGACAUCCUCAGCCUCUGCAAUGGAGAAGAAGCAAGGGGGGCAACUCAGAACCCGUCCUAAUAUGGGUGCUGUGAGGAGCAAAGGUCCUGUUGUUCAGUACACUCAGGAUCUAACGAGUACUGGAAUCCAGUUUAAGCCCAUGGAGCCCCUGCAGCCUAUAGUCCCACCUGCCCCGCUUCCCAUGCUUCCUCUUUCCCCCCAGGCAGGCGACAGUGAAAGCUUAGAAAGCCAGCUUGCUCAAUCACGGAAGCAAGUAGCCAAAAAGAGCACAUCAUUCCGACCAGGAUCUGUGAGUUCUGGCCAUUCCUCCCCUACUUCGCCCACACUCAGUGAAAAUGUACCCCCUGGGAAAAUUGGAAUGAACCAGACAUACAGAUCACCUUCAGCCUCUGUAACAUCUACCCCAGCACCUGCAGCCCCUUCUGGGCCUCCAGCCCCUCCAGGGCCUCUUGCUCCUCCUGGACCACCGGCCCCUCCAGCUUUCCACGGCAUGUUAGAGCGGGCACCAGCUGAGCCCUCCUAUCGUGCCCCUAUGGAGAAGCUUUUCUAUUUACCUCAUGUCUGCAGUUACACUUGUUUGUCCCGGAUUAGACCCAUGAGGAAUGAACAAUAUCGGGGCAAAAACCCUCUACUGGUCCCACUAUUGUAUGACUUCCGGAGGAUGACAGCACGUCGCAGAGUUAACCGCAAGAUGGGCUUCCAUGUAAUCUAUAAGACACCCUGUGGUCUCUGCCUUCGGACGAUGCAGGAAAUAGAGCGCUACCUUUUUGAGACUGGCUGUGACUUCCUGUACCUGGAGAUGUUCUGUUUGGAUCCAUAUGUCCUUGUUGACAGAAAGUUCCAGCCCUUUAAACCUUUUUACUAUAUUUUGGACAUCACCUAUGGCAAAGAAGAUGUUCCCCUGUCCUGUGUUAAUGAGAUUGACACAACUCCCCCACCCCAGGUGGCCUACAGCAAGGAACGCAUUCCUGGCAAGGGUGUUUUCAUUAACACAGGCCCUGAAUUUCUGGUUGGCUGUGACUGCAAGGAUGGGUGUCGGGAUAAAUCCAAGUGUGCCUGCCAUCAGCUCACUGUCCAGGCCACAGCCUGUACCCCAGGGGGUCAGAUCAACCCUAGCUCCGGCUACCAGCACAAAAGACUAGAAGAGUGUCUGCCCACAGGGGUUUAUGAGUGUAACAAGCGCUGCAAAUGUGACCCAAACAUGUGCACAAAUCGGUUGGUGCAGCAUGGACUGCAGGUUCGACUACAGCUGUUUAAGACACAGAACAAGGGCUGGGGCAUCCGCUGCUUGGAUGACAUUGCUAAAGGCUCUUUUGUCUGCAUUUAUGCAGGCAAAAUCCUGACAGAUGACUUUGCAGACAAAGAAGGCCUCGAGAUGGGUGAUGAGUACUUUGCAAAUCUGGACCACAUUGAAAGUGUGGAGAACUUCAAGGAAGGAUAUGAGAGUGACGUCCCCAGCUCCUCUGACAGCAGUGGGGUGGAUAUGAAGGACCAGGAGGAUGGCAACAGUGGCUCAGAGGACCCUGAGGAGUCCAACGACGACAGCUCCGAUGACAACUUCUGUAAGGACGAGGACUUCAGCACCAGUUCAGUGUGGCGUAGCUAUGCAACCCGGAGGCAGACUCGGGGUCAGAAGGAGAGUGAACUGUCUGAGGUGACUUCAAAGGACUCCCGCGCCCCAGACCGUGGGCCUCCCCACGUCCCUAUCACUCCCUCAGGAUCUGUAGGGGGUUGCAAUCCACCUUCCUCCGAAGAGACACCCAAGAACAAGGUGGCCUCAUGGUUGAGCUGCAAUAGUGUCAGUGAAGGUGGAUUUGCUGACUCUGACAGCCGUUCCUCCUUUAAGACUAGUGAAGGUGGAGAUGGCCGUGCUGGGGGAGGCCGGGGAGAGGCUGAAAGAGCCUCUACCUCAGGAUUGAGCUUCAAGGAUGAAGGAGACAGUAAGCAAUCUAAAAAAGAGGACCCUGAGGACCGAAACAAGAUGUCAGUAGUUACUGAAGGCUCUCAGAAUCAUGGACACAAUCCUCCCAUGAAGUCUGAAGGGCUUCGCCGACCAGCUAGUAAAAUUUCUAUGCUCCAGAGCCAGCGAGUUGUGACUUCUACUCAGUCAAACCCUGAUGAUAUCCUAACACUGUCCAGCAGCACAGAAAGUGAGGGGGAAAGUGGAACCAGCCGAAAGCCCACUACUGGUCAGACUUCAGCCACAGCAGUUGACAGUGAUGACAUCCAGACCAUCUCUUCUGGCUCUGAUGGCGAUGACUUUGAGGACAAGAAGAACUUGUCGGGACCAACAAAGCGUCAGGUGGCAGUAAAAUCAACCCGAGGCUUUGCUCUUAAAUCAACCCAUGGUAUUGCCAUUAAAUCAACCAACAUGGCUUCCGUGGACAAGGGGGAGAGUGCACCAGUUCGUAAGAACACACGCCAGUUCUAUGAUGGUGAAGAGUCUUGCUACAUCAUUGAUGCCAAACUUGAAGGCAACCUAGGCCGCUACCUCAAUCACAGUUGCAGCCCCAACCUGUUUGUCCAGAACGUUUUUGUGGAUACCCAUGAUCUUCGCUUCCCUUGGGUGGCCUUUUUUGCCAGCAAGAGAAUCCGGGCUGGAACAGAACUCACUUGGGAUUACAACUAUGAAGUGGGCAGUGUGGAAGGCAAGGAACUGCUGUGCUGCUGUGGAGCCAUUGAAUGCAGAGGGCGGCUUCUCUAGAGGAAGACUCUUCCUCACUCUGAGGAUCCCUUCCCCAGGAACUGGGUCUUUCUGACUCCACGUCUCUGAUCUGGCUUCUCCCCAGCUCCUAGUAGAUAAAAGUGGGGGUCCUAGAUCAGGACGUUGCCAGCGUGGUGCUAGCAGGCACUAGGGUGGGAUGACCACCCUAGCAUCAGCCUGAGGUCCUUCUCAUCCCGUAUGUGUUCAUGAUUCACAUGCGCCGUGUAUCUGGUUUGUAUGGUUUCUUGAAAGUCUUCUAACAAGAUGAUAAAAUAGAGCUUGUGGUUUGUCUUCUCUCCUCAGCCCCAUCUUGACCUUCCAGGGAGAUGUCAUUUCCCAAUGGCAACUAUCAUUAGUUUACCCCUUGAUUUUAUUUGCCUUGUGUAAUUUUUAACAGCAACAAAAGUUCCAUGACCAGGAGGGAAGCCUAAGAAAAAUAACCCUUCUCAAGUCUUAAUAGUCUGACACAGUCAUGUUUUAUUUAACCUUUAAUAUACUUUAAUUAAAAAAAAUUAACAGUA
Molecule: messenger RNA, 4745 nt
Organism: Rattus norvegicus (Norway rat)
Lineage: Eukaryota; Metazoa; Chordata; Mammalia; Rodentia; Muridae
Gene: Setdb1
Product: SET domain bifurcated histone lysine methyltransferase 1
Biological process (GO): S-adenosylmethionine metabolic process; DNA methylation-dependent constitutive heterochromatin formation; negative regulation of DNA-templated transcription
Cellular component (GO): nucleus; chromosome; cytoplasm
Molecular function (GO): methyltransferase activity; histone methyltransferase activity; DNA binding
Source: RefSeq, a predicted model, not a curated record